This is a messenger RNA of Sebastes umbrosus (honeycomb rockfish), 5304 nucleotides long. RefSeq names its product zinc finger and BTB domain containing 16b (gene zbtb16b). Lineage: Eukaryota; Metazoa; Chordata; Actinopteri; Perciformes; Sebastidae. The transcript has 8 exons. Gene Ontology annotation, biological process: regulation of immune system process; regulation of cytokine production; negative regulation of transcription by RNA polymerase II. The record is from RefSeq and is a predicted model, not a curated record. The coding region runs from base 930 to 2963 and encodes 677 amino acids. Gene Ontology annotation, cellular component: nucleus. Gene Ontology annotation, molecular function: protein binding; DNA-binding transcription factor activity, RNA polymerase II-specific; RNA polymerase II cis-regulatory region sequence-specific DNA binding.
ACACUGCAAAUUUCCCCACUAAUAAAGGGAUAUCUUAUCUUAUCUUAAAAAGUUGGAUCGUUGCAUCCCUACAGAAAAAUAAUGUGACUACAUAAUAGCGAUGGCAAACAAUUAAAACUCAAGUGUACACUUUCAUCCACGAUCAAUCAAUACUGUUUUUCAAAUAAUAUUUAUCAAAUAAUAUUUAUCAAAAAAUAUCAAAUAUAUUCUGUGAAAUUUAAACUCCCAUUUCAUCUCUUCAGGGGUUCAAACAAGUUGAACAAUAGAUAGAUAUUUUGGUUGCAACAUAAUUCUGUAUUAACUGGGUAUGUCAUCAGUUAAUAAUACAAAUAUAGAAAAUAGAAAUGAACAAUAACACUAUAGCCUAUACAUGUUAUAAUCAAACAUGUCAACACGUGGUUCUUAAGAAGGGUUUUUAUUUUGAGGAAUAUCCUAUCUUAUCUUAAAAAGUCGGAUAGUUGCAUCCCUACAGAAAAUAAUGUGACUACAUAAUAGUGAUUAGAUUCAAACAAAUUCAAACAAUAGAUAUUUCGGUUGCAACAUAAUUUUGUAUUAACUGGGUAUGUCAUCAGUUAAUUUCAUAUUUUUUUAUUAACAAUAACACCAUAGCCUAUACAUGUUCUAAUCAAACAUUUCAUCAACACGUGGUUCUUAAGAGGGGUUUUAUUUUGAAGGCUCUCGUCGGAAGCUCUGUGUGUCCCCCUGCUGGUUUGACCGUCGCGGCUGGGUGAUGAUUUGCUUACUUGGAGCAGGACUGAGUUGGAGCGGGUACUGUGAAAUGUGUAACCAUGAUGUUGCCUGGCUAAUCAGAGGAGGACGUUAAGGAGACAGAGACCCACAACCAGCUGAAGGCAAGUGAAGCAGGCGGGACAGCCACACCUCAUGCGUGGGCUCAGCAAAGGUCCGAGUUGGAUACGGGUCUGACAAACAUGGGUGUCCUCCAGCUCCACAAUCCCACCCACCCCACCACGCUCCUGCAGCGGGCCAAUCAGAUGCGUCUGAGCGGCACCUUGUGUGAUGUCAUCAUCACGGUGGACGGCCAGGAGUUCCCGGCGCACCGCACCGUCCUGGCCUGCACCAGCAAAAUGUUCGAGAUCCUGUUCCACCGCAGCAGCCUGCGCUACGCCCUCGACUUCCUGUCCCCGAAGACCUUCCAGCAGAUCCUGGAGUACGCCUACACCGCCUCGCUCCAGGCCACGGCCGAGGACCUGGACGACCUGCUGUACGCCGCCGAGAUACUGGAGAUAGAGUACCUGGAGGAGCAGUGCCUGAAGGUGCUGGAGACCAUCCAGGCGGAGGAGACGGAGGAGGUGGCGGUGAGGACUCACAGCUCCGGUGACCACGGCGACCACAGCCGGGCCAGGCACUGGAGGCACAUGCUGAUGUCCAAGAAGCAUUCCAUACAGGACGGACCCAACCGCAUCACUCCCACCGCUCUGCACCACCUGGCGCUGUACCACAUGACGGAGGGGAGCUCUCCCGGCCCGGAAACGGCUCCCGAAUUGAGCCCCAAGCUGGACACGGAGGUAGACAUGGAGAGCUCCCAGCAGACUCGGCGUCGAAGCGCAGAGUUGUCCCAAGCCUCAUCCCUGGAUCCCAGCAGAAGUAUCAAAUCAGAGAGCAUGCAGGUGGAUGACGCCAACGGCUGCGAGGGCAGGUCUUCCAGCACCGGGGAGGGAAGCUGCGUGUCAGACCAGGCCAGAGACGAGGGCCCGGGGACGCCCCUGAGAGGCAGCGUCAUCACCAGCGCCCGAGAGCUGCACACGGGCCCCGAAGACGGGGGACAAGUGGUGGGGAACUCUCUCGACUCUUUCCCCGGGAUCUCUGACAAACAUCUGGCCUCCAUAUACUCUGUGCCCUCCAACCACACAGGGGAGGGGAUGCUGCCGGUGCCCGUCUCGGUGGCCUCGUCCUUGGGCGUGCCUAUGGACCCGAGGGCCUACGGCGGCCUCCUGCACCAAGGCUUACUGCACAGAGAGCUCCUCAGCAGACUGGGCCAGUUUGCUGCAGGGAUGAGGCACGAGGGCCAGGUUCAAGGCCAGCAGUGCUGUGGCGAGUGUGGGCUUCAGCUGCACAGCAGGCAGGCCAUGGAGCAGCACAGGAGGCUGCACACCGAGGAGAAAGGCCACGGCUGCGAAUACUGUGGCAAACACUUCCAGGACAGCAUGCGGCUAAGGAUGCACAUGCUGUCUCACACAGGGAUGUGCCGCAGGCGGAAAGCGUCUGCUGUAGAGAGAACACCCAGUCCUUCUGUGGCCUCUCAGGCAGACAGUCUGCUCACUGUUCAGAGACUGAUAACAGGGCACGCUCCUGCAGAGGCGCUGGUGUGUGAUCAGUGUGGAGCGACAUUCUCCUCCGAGGAUGCUCUGGAAGCCCACAGGCAAACACACACAGGGACUGACAUGGCGGUGUUCUGUCUGCUGUGUGCAAAGCGCUUCCAGACCCAGAAGGCCCUGCAGCAGCACAUGGAGGUCCAUGCAGGCAUGCACAGCUACAUCUGUAGCCACUGCGAGCGCCCCUUCCCCAGCCACACUACCCUCAAAAGACACUUGCGCUCGCACACGGGCGAUCACCCGUUUGAGUGUGAAUUCUGCGGGAGCUGUUUCAGAGACGACGGCACGCUGAGGGGCCACAAGCGCAUCCACACAGGAGAGAAGCCUUACGAGUGCAACGGCUGUGGGAAGAGGUUCAGCCUCAAACACCAGCUAGAAACACACUACCGUGUACAUACAGGUGAGAAGCCAUUCGAGUGUAAGCUGUGUCACCAACGGUCCAGAGACUACUCGGCUAUGAUCAAGCACCUGCGCACUCACAACGGAGCGUCUCCGUACCAGUGCACCAUCUGCCAGGACUUCUGCCCGAGCCUGGCCGCCAUGCAGAAGCACAUGAAGACCCACAAACCGGAGGAUGUGCCGGCGGACUGGAGGAUAGAAAAGACUUACUUGUACGUCUGUUACGUCUGAGCAGGACUUGGACCCCCACGCACACACACUGUCACUGUUGGGUGAAAACCUCGUAACUCCAGUGUUGCUGUUUUUUCAUGCUGAAAGAUUACAUGUCUCUCUAUGGGUUUAAAAAAAAAAAAAAUAAGUCAGACUCUUUUUGGAUAAACUGAUAAAUGCAUUGUGGGAAGUUGUCAUUCUGGGAGAUACAAGAUUUUUACCUGACAACAGAGACAUGCAAGCACGAAUACAAAUGUGUGUACACACUAGGGCUGCAACUAAUGAUUAGCUUCAUUAUCAAUUAGAUUAUUUUUACUACUAAGCGAUAAAUCGUUUAGUCUGAAAAAUGUCAGAAAAGUAGUCACAUUUUUGUGACAUUUUGAAAUAACUGCUGUUAUGUUGUCCGACCAACAGUCCAGUCUGAAGAGAUUUAGUUUACAAUGAUAUUAAACCGAUAAAAGCAGCAAUUUCUUGCAUUUUGAGAAGCAGGAAACUGUGAAUAUUUAGCAUUUUUCCCCCGAAAAAUGGCUUUAACUCAAAAUUGUCAACAAUAAGUUUCCUGACGACUUAUUGUUUCAGCCCUAGUGCACACAAACAUACACUCACCAUCUCUAAUGGAUCCACUGUGGUUAAAAUCAAAUCCACAAUAGCUACGUCUGCUGACCUGUAUGUGUAGCAGGAGCUUUUUGAUUGGUUGAUUGAUUGCUAAACCAUCAGGCAACCUGAGUCAUCUUCUAUGAUUGUGCAGUAGACGUUGAAAAUAAUUCCACGAAGACUUGAUUGGCUGAACUUUGCAACAUUUUCUCGCCUAAAUUCCUGUGACUUCUCAGUUUUAUUUUUCUGCUGUUGGGUUUUAUUUUGGAGUUUUUUUUUUUUAUGUUGCAUGUACUUGAACGGCUGCCACGUUUUGACCUCAUAAGCUUUAUCUCUUUAAUUGCCUUGUCUUUCUUGCAGUGGGUGUUAUUGUUUCGAGGUGGCUGGCUUACAAUUUGAGUUUCUCUUGCAAUGUAAUAGGUUUUGCUAUUUAUAUGUUGUUUAUUUGUUACCAAAUAUGUGCUGGUUUUCAUCACACAGUCGGUGUCAUCUUGGGAUGAUUUCUAGUAGAGCGAGCUCUACCUCUCCUCACUUUUAAACCUACUGCAAAUUAUUCAGUCAUCAGUAGAUUUAAUUUUCUAACAAAUACAUCAUAAUUUAAAUGGACAUGCAGUGUGUAAAAAAAAAACAGCCUCGACAUGGCUUUUACGUGUAGUUUUUUAUCAUUGACUAUAUAGAUGUCUUAUAAAAAUCACAGAAUCAGAAUUUUCUAGGAGAAAAUUGAAGAAAACAUGAAAAUGUCGUUGUCUUUUUUUAUUUACAAAAACCUAAAAAGAAAAUUCUGACAUUGAAUCACUAUGAGCAGGUAAUUGUCAGUUAUAGUGUAGCUGUAAUGUACAAACUGUCAUGGUAUGUUAUUCCCUUAUGUGAGCCUAACACAGGCCUUAUAGAUUUAAACAUGUUGUAUUUUUGUAUUACAGUAAUUUGCUAUCUGUUUACAUUUGGUAUGAUUUGAGAAACAUGUUAAUGUGUGUGUGUUUUAUAAGUCUCUGAUUUGAUUAAAAUCCCUCCCUUGUGCCUCUUUUAUAAGUAGAGCAUUGAUGUGCUUGAGUACAUGGGUCUGUGCUAUUGGUAGUUGUUUCUGGGUGUUUGUUUAUUGUUACUUAAUUAAAGAUAGACUGCCAUGUAGAUCCACUUUGUCUGAACAUUGCAACUGGAAGCAACAUACUGUGAUAGUGGCUGAUACUCUAAGACAAACGUGUACUUUUUUACAUCACAAUUGCUUGGAACUUGCAUCAAAUUGUUCCCUUCGAAGUGACAAUGGACUGAGAUCUUUGGAUGAAAACAGUGUGUAUAGCAAAUCUUGGCGUCUGUGGGCAUUACCGAUGCCUUCUUAAGUAGCCAACAACACUCAGUGCCAUGAAAACACACAUUCACUGUAUCUAUUCUACAUGAACAUGCACUAUAAAUGGAUUUCCUUGGUGGACCAAAAGAAACAGAGCACUUUUGUUUGAAAAAGGGGUUUAUUCUUUGAUCUUUCUAUGUUGUGAUAAUGCAGAUGUCCUUUUAUUUGAUGUGUCCUAGAAGGAUGUGAUUAGCAUUGUUUAGAUUAUGUCAAUGUCUGUCUACCUCAGGGCCAGAUCAAAGCUCGACCUGGUAUCCAAUCAGGGUUGUUCUUCUUGCCAUGUGUGCAGUAAAAUCCCUCUUCAUUACAGCUUUGUAACACAGUGUGUGAAAGUGUUUUCUCAGUGUGGAUUCAGGCACAACUCUGUAUGCGUCAGUGUUCGGUGGCAUGGUUAAAAAAAGAAUAAAACAAUUUACUAUUUUA